CAAACAUUCCACUUAUUAGUGAUUAGCAAUGAAGCUUGCAAUUGUGCUCAUAGUCUGUAUUCAUCUUAAUACAGCCCUGCAGAGAAUUCCUCUAGUAAAAGUCCAAACAAUCCGUCAGCAGCUACGGCAAAAGAAUGAGCUAGAGGAAUUUUGGUUACAUCACCAAUCUCAUGCCUUUGCCCAGAAGUAUACUCAAUGCUUCCCAGAUUCCCUCUCAUUUGCAGCUGGAUCAACAGCAGAAUAUCUGUAUGACUACAUGAAUGCUCAAUACUAUGGGCAAAUUAGUCUUGGGACUCCUCCACAGAACUUCAAUGUGGUUUUUGACACUGGAUCUUCCAACUUGUGGAUCCCAUCCUCUUUCUGCAUCAGUGAAGCAUGCAGUGCGCAUGCAAAAUUCCAAUCUUUUCUAUCCACUUCCUAUCAGCAUGGUGGGAGAACCUUCUCAAUCCAUUAUGGCACUGGACAACUUGUUGGUAUAACUGGUAAAGAUACACUCCGGAUCAGUAACCUGACAAUUGAUGGGCAGGAUUUUGGGCAGUCAGUCAUGGAGCCAGGCAGGACUUUUUUACUGGCACAGUUUGAUGGAGUGUUGGGUCUUGGAUACCCUUCACUUGCUGUUGCUAAUGCAGUCCCAGUGUUUGACCAGAUAAUGGAGAAAAAUCUAGUGGAUAAGCCAAUAUUUUCCUUCCAUUUGAAUAAAGAUAACAAUUUUGAAUAUGGAGGAGAACUCAUAUUAGGGGGGAUAGAUCAUUCUCUGUACAAAGGCCCAAUUCACUGGAUUCCCCUUACGAAUAAGGGCUACUGGCAAAUACGACUUGAUAGUAUCAAAGUUCAUGAAAAAGGAGUACUUUGUCCUAAUGGAUGUGAGGCUAUAGUUGAUUCAGGCACUUCCCUCAUUACCGGGCCUAGUGCUGAUGUAAAAAAAAUGCAGAAAUUCAUUGGAGCUACACCCUUGUUAUAUGGAGAGUACUUUGUAGACUGUAGUCAUAUAUCCAGUCUUCCAACUGUGACAUUCACCAUUGAUAAGAGAGACUACACCAUAUCUCCUGAGCAGUAUGUAAUGAAGGAGCACGCAGGAAAUUCACCUCGGUGCUUGACUGGCUUCCAGCCCAUGGACUUGUCUUCAAAAUCUGGACAACUAUGGAUCCUGGGAGAUAUUUUUAUGUCAAAGUUUUAUAGCAUAUUUGACCGUGAAAAUGACAGGGUAGGUCUGGCGAAAUCCCGCAAAAAGAAACAUAGACUUAGUAAUACGGAAACCACAGGAUCCUUCAAUUUGUAAAUGUUCCAGCUACAAUUCCUAGAUGUUAUAUCAUGAAGGAAAACUAUCACAUUCAUUUUAUCAUGUGAGCUUCACUGUUCUUUACAGAUGCAACAUAUUAUAGCAAUACAUCUGUAUAUUAGCUUAUUCCCUGAGUCAUGGAAUUAGAUUUUUUAUAUACAUACAUACGUUGCAGGAAAUAUAUUAACACUUAUGCUAGUGAAAUGGGGAGGGGGGGGGCAGUUGCUUAUAGCAACUAAUGACUUUACUCCUUUCAUCCUCUAAAACAGGGGUCAGCAACUUCCGCCACUCCAGCUGUGGUAAAACUACAACUCCCAACAUGGUCCAUUCACA
Messenger RNA from Bufo bufo (common toad), 1612 nucleotides. Its product is annotated as cathepsin E-A-like. The record is from RefSeq and is a predicted model, not a curated record. Gene Ontology annotation, molecular function: aspartic-type endopeptidase activity. The transcript is spliced from 10 exons. The coding region runs from base 29 to 1279 and encodes 416 amino acids. Lineage: Eukaryota; Metazoa; Chordata; Amphibia; Anura; Bufonidae. Gene Ontology annotation, biological process: proteolysis.